Messenger RNA from Oryza brachyantha (malo sina), 2568 nucleotides. Its product is annotated as protein STRUBBELIG-RECEPTOR FAMILY 7. Bases 161 to 2386 code for a protein of 741 amino acids. Gene Ontology annotation, molecular function: ATP binding; protein binding; protein kinase activity. The transcript is spliced from 16 exons. Gene Ontology annotation, biological process: protein phosphorylation. NCBI's taxonomy places the organism in Eukaryota, Viridiplantae, Streptophyta, Magnoliopsida, Poales, Poaceae. The record is from RefSeq and is a predicted model, not a curated record.
CACAGACAGUCAUCAGUCACAGAGAGAAAGUGAGUGAGAGAGAGAGGAUUCAGUGAGUUUUGUUAUUAUGUAUAGUAGGAAGUGAACAAAAAGGGGGGAUAUUUUUGUUUCCAUCGCCUUCUUUCCUGGAGUCCUCCAAGAAGCAGAAAAGCACACUGCAAUGGCCAAGGCAAGCUUGGGUUGGUUCAGACAAGCUUCAGGCAUGGCGUCGGUGAGCUUCACUGGAGCAGUGAUGCUGCUCAUGGCCACCGCCUUCUUGGGGGUCACUGCCGACACUACCUCAGAUGACGUGACUGCUCUCAACACGUUCUACACAACUCUGAAUUCGCCAUCGCCGCUGACAAACUGGGUGGCACAGAACGGCGACCCUUGUGGCCAGUCUUGGCUUGGGAUCACUUGCUCUGGAUCAAGAGUGAUAACAAUAAAAUUACCCAGUAUGGGGCUCCAGGGGACCUUGGGAUACAACAUGAACAUCCUCACUGCACUGGUUGAGCUUGAUGUUAGCAAUAACAACCUUGGAGGAAGUGACAUCCCAUAUAAUCUCCCACCAAAUCUUGAGAGACUAAACCUUGAGAACAAUAGCUUCAGUGGGACUUUGCCUUACUCCAUUUCCCAAAUGUCUUCACUGAAGUAUCUAAAUAUUGGACAUAAUCAGCUUUCAGGCAUCAAUGUUAUGUUCAACCAACUCACCAACUUGACAACAUUGGACCUCUCUGACAACAAGUUCUCUGGCACUCUCCCAGACAGUUUAAGCUCCGUGACAAGUCUGACCAUGCUCCACUUGCAGAACAAUCAGUUUACCGGUACCAUAGAUGUCCUAUCUGAUCUCCCUUUAACUGACCUCAACGUUGAAAAUAACCAAUUGAGUGGGGCGAUUCCUGAUAAGUUAAAAGGCAUAAGCAAUCUGCAGAUAAGUGGGAACUCCUUUAGCAACAGUCCUGCACCAUCAUCUCCACCAUCCACUGCUUCACAAUCCCCGCCACGGCAGCCUUCGAAAGGAAACCCCGGUAACAGUAACAAAAACCCAUCAAUUGCAAGCAAUGGCGAUGAUGGUAGCGAUGGCGGUGACGGCGGAGGUGGAGGCAGAAGUUCCAAGGUAGGGGGUGGGGCUGUUGCUGGAAUUGUCAUAUCUGUGGUGGUUCUUGGAGCAAUGGUUGCAUUCUUUCUGAUCAAGAGGAAAUCUAUGAGGGAUCAAAGGGGAGGAGAUCCUGAAAAGAAUGAACCUCUCACUCUUAGACCAAUUGCUUCAGGAAAAUUCAACCAGCUGAGGGCAAUCAGCAUCGUAUCACCAACUGCAAAGGAAGGUUUGCAAAAGACUGUCUCAAUGAACCUGAAACCACCAUCGAAAAUCGAUUUGCACAAGUCCUUUGACGAAAGCGAUCCCACAGACAAGCCUGUUAAGGCAAAGAAGAUAGACCUUUCAUCCAUCAGAGCAACUGCGUACACUGUAGCAGACCUGCAGAUGGCAACUGAGAGCUUCAGUGCUAACAAUCUUAUAGGUGAAGGAUCUUUUGGCCGUGUUUACAGAGCAGAGAUUUCAGAUAAUAAGGUGCUGGCUGUGAAGAAAAUCAAUUUAUCUGCCCUCCUAAGCAACCCAUCUGAUUUCUUCAUCCAUUUGGUGGCCAAAAUUUCAAAGUUAAACCAUCCAAACCUCUCAGAGCUAGAUGGCUACUGCUCGGAGCAUGGACAGUACUUGCUGGCAUAUGAAUUUUACAUGAAUGGUUCUCUCCAUGAUUUCCUUCACCUGUCAGAUGGAUACAACAAAACACUGUCUUGGAAUAACCGUGUCAAGAUAGCGCUAGGAUCUGCAAGGGCAUUAGAGUAUAUGCAUGAAACCUGCUCGCCAUCGGUCAUCCACAAGAAUUUCAAGUCAUCUAACAUAUUGUUGGACAAUGAGCUUAACCCCCAUGUUUCAGAUUGUGGAUUUGCAGAGCUUAUUCCCAACCAGGAACUCCAGGAAUCAGAUGAGAACUCAGGGUAUAGAGCUCCCGAAGUGACCAUGUCUGGACAGUACUCUCAAAAGAGUGACGUGUACAGUUUUGGAGUCGUCAUGCUAGAGCUCCUGACUGGCAGGAAAGCAUUUGACAGAUCCCAGCCAUGGCCCCAGCAGUCGCUAGUCCGAUGGGCUACUCCGCAGCUUCAUGACAUCGACGCGUUGGAUCAGAUGGUUGAUCCAGCGCUGGAAGGGCUGUAUCCUGCAAAAUCGCUCUCCCGAUUUGCCGACGCAAUUGCGCUUUGUGUCCAGCCUGAGCCGGAAUUCAGGCCACCGAUGUCGGAGGUCGUCCAGUCCUUGGUGCGUCUUGUGCAGAGGUCAAGCAUGGGGUCGGUGCUCAGCUGCGACAGCAAUUCUCGACGAUACGACGACACCGGUGACUACGCAUUCUAGGUGGAAAAUGCUCUGUUGUGUUUCGUCAGUAAUUUUGGUGACAGCUACAGAAGAAGUUACAGAUAUUUGCAGUUUGUCUCAGCUACACAGUGAUUUGAAGUAGUACUGGUAAAAACCAUUGUCGUGUAAACUGUAAAGUAUGCCUCUCUUUUGACUACCAACUCUGUUUUUGUUGUGAAUAA